CAUCAGUACAAAAGGGCGGUGUGGGGCUACUGCCACCCGCGGCCAGCCACGAUGCGGAAGGGGAUUCUGACCGAGUCCUGGUCACACCAGCUGGCCCUGCGCAGCCCCAUGGGAAACAGGCCUGGAAUUCCUGUCGGGAGGAGGCUGGGGGAAGGGGAGCCAGCAGGGAUUCCAGAGUUCCUGCCAUAGGCCGGCCUUUGGCCAUCAGGGAAAGCCCAGACUCUGGCCACAGAAUGGAGAAUUCGUUCUGUGACCUUACCAGGGAAGAAAGUGACCCCUAAAGACAGCAGUGUGCUUCCUUGUUGAAGGGGCACAUUCAUUUAUUAAUCCAAUGUCCAUUAAGGUCACUCUGCCAGGCAGGAUGUGGGGCUUAUGGCUGGUGCGUGUGGCUUUGUGGGGGGAGGGGUUGUGGCUGGUGAGGACACAAAGCUGACUGCCCUAGAGGAGCUCAGAGCCUCACUUCUGUUUUCUCUCCCUUCCCCACAGCAGAGGAAGAACCGAUGCUGGAACGUCGUUGCAGGGGCCCCCUGGCCAUGGGCCCGGCCCAGCCCCGACUCCUUUCUGGGCCCUCCCAGGAGUCACCCCAGACCCUGGGGAAGGAGUCCCGCAGGCUGAGGCAACAAGGCACGUCAGUGGCUCAGUCUGGUGCCCAAGCCCCAGGCAGGGCCCAUCGCUGUGCCCACUGUCGAAGGCACUUCCCUGGCUGGGUGGCUCUGUGGCUUCACACCCGCCGGUGCCAGGCCCGGCUGCCCUUGCCCUGCCCUGAGUGUGGCUGUCGCUUUCGCCAUGCCCCCUUCUUAGCACUGCACCGCCAGGUCCAUGCUGCUGCCACCCCAGACCUGGGCUUUGCCUGCCACCUCUGUGGGCAGAGCUUCCGAGGCUGGGUGGCCCUGGUUCUGCAUCUGCGGGCCCAUUCGGCUGCAAAGCGGCCCAUCGCUUGUCCCAAAUGCGAGAGACGCUUCUGGCGACGAAAGCAGCUUCAAGCUCAUCUGCGGCGGUGCCACCCUCCCGCCCCGGAGGCCCGGCCCUUCAUAUGCGGCAACUGUGGCCGGAGCUUUGCCCAGUGGGACCAGCUAGUUGCCCACAAGCGGGUGCACGUAGCCGAGGCCCUGGAGGAGGCCGCAACCAAGGCUCUGGGGCCCCGGCCCAGGGGCCGCCCCGCGGUGACCGCCCCCCGGCCCGGUGGAGAUGCCGUCGAUCGCCCCUUCCAGUGUGCCUGCUGUGGCAAGCGCUUCCGGCACAAGCCCAACUUAAUCGCCCACCGCCGCGUGCACACGGGCGAGCGGCCCCACCAGUGCCCCGAGUGCGGGAAGCGCUUUACCAAUAAGCCCUAUCUGACUUCGCACCGGCGCAUCCACACCGGCGAGAAGCCCUACCCGUGCAAAGAGUGCGGCCGCCGCUUCCGGCACAAACCCAACCUGCUGUCUCACAGCAAGAUUCACAAGCGAUCCGAAGGGUCGGCCCAGGCCGCUCCCGGCCCGGGGAGCCCCCAGCUGCCAGCCGGCCCCCGGGAGUCCGCGCCCGAGCCCACCCCGGCGGCACCUCUGAAACCGGCCCAGGAGCCGCCGCAGGGGGCCCCGCCAGAGCACCCGCAGGACCGGGCCGAAGUGUCCCCCUCCCUCUACAGCUGCGACGACUGCGGCAGGAGCUUCCGGCUGGAGCGCUUCCUGCGGGCCCACCAGCGGCAGCACACCGGGGAGCGGCCCUUCACCUGCGCCGAGUGCGGGAAGAACUUCGGCAAGAAGACGCACCUGGUGGCGCACUCGCGCGUGCACUCCGGCGAGCGGCCCUUCGCCUGCGAGGAGUGCGGCCGCCGCUUCUCCCAGGGCAGCCAUCUGGCGGCGCACCGGCGCGACCACGCCCCCGACCGGCCCUUCGUGUGUCCCGACUGCGGCAAGGCCUUCCGCCACAAGCCCUACCUGGCGGCGCACCGGCGCAUCCACACCGGCGAGAAGCCCUACGUCUGCCCCGACUGCGGCAAAGCCUUCAGCCAGAAGUCCAACCUGGUGUCGCACCGGCGCAUCCACACGGGCGAGCGGCCCUACGCCUGCCCCGACUGCGACCGCAGCUUCAGCCAGAAGUCCAACCUCAUCACCCACCGCAAGAGCCACAUCCGGGACGGCGCCUUCUGCUGUGCCAUCUGUGGCCAGACCUUCGACGUCGAGGAGAGACUCCUGGCCCACCAGAAGAAGCACGAUGUCUGAGACGGUGGUCGGGGCCGUGUUGGCUGAGAGAGGGCUGGGGUCCUUCGUGGUGGGAGUCGCAGUGGGCUGGUGGUGCCUGCCUGGUGCUGGAGUAGGGGACAAUGUGAAUCCCAGAGCGGAUACACGACGCGGGGAGUGAGCUGGGUGGGCCCUGUUAGCGAGAGAGGUCAACCCCGGUGGCCAGGGAACCCACUUCCAAGCGCAGGGACUCCGGCCUCCAGCUGGUGUGUGCUAAGGCUCCGUCCUGACUGCCCUGUGCCCUGGAAAAGUAGCAAUAGCAUCCGCCCGUUAGAGCCCUCUGGCUAGAGGAGCCACCAGUGGAAAGGAAGACCCUCCAUCCUCUGGUAUUAACGCCUUAAUGCCCCUGUCUUUUACUGUAAGUUACUUCAGAUCAUUUUUGGAAGCAGGCGUGGUAGAGUCCUGUAAAUGAAUGCUCUGGGCUAGAUACAGCUUGGAGAACCUGCUGGCCUUGUUAGACAGCACUUGGGCCUUUGCCAGCAGCAAGAGGUGAAGCCAAGCCACUCUUACCUCUCCCUUCCCCUCCCACCUGCCCCCUGCGUGGGCACCCAGACUUGGAGAGACCCAUCUGCUGUUAGUACUUCCAUCCUCUUCCUUCCCAAAGAGCAGACCCCAAGGCGUUUACUCCUUGGUCUGUCUCGCUUUAUCUGUCGCCCCUCCCAGCGCUGAGAGCCUCCCCUGGCUGUCAGCAGCACUGUGUCCAGGCUCUUGUCUGAACACCGCAGCCCCUCCUUUGCUCCUUGCAGAGCUCAGCAUGUCAUGGCAAGGACUGCCGCAUUGGUGAUGGAGGGCCGGCUGAGGGGAAGUUACCGGUGAGUUUCCUUUUCUCCAUUUCUAGCAUAUGGAUGCCUGGCCUCUGCUUGAGCACUUAGGUGACAGGAACUUCCCCACCUCCUGAGGCCCUGGAUGAUUCUAAUUGUUAGAGAUUCUAAUUGUUAGAAAUCCUUCCUUAUAAUGAAUGAAUUCUGCUUUCCUAUAAUUUCUACCUAUUGGGCCUUGUUCUGUUCUCUGGAACUAAACAGAACAACCAUUUACCCCUCCUUUUCAAACUAGAGAAUAAAGAUUUCGUUUUAGAA
Molecule: messenger RNA, 3298 nt
Organism: Symphalangus syndactylus (siamang)
Lineage: Eukaryota; Metazoa; Chordata; Mammalia; Primates; Hylobatidae
Gene: REPIN1
Product: replication initiator 1
Biological process (GO): regulation of transcription by RNA polymerase II
Cellular component (GO): nucleus
Molecular function (GO): DNA-binding transcription activator activity, RNA polymerase II-specific; RNA polymerase II cis-regulatory region sequence-specific DNA binding
Source: RefSeq, a predicted model, not a curated record